AUGGAAGAGUGGAAGAAUCUCGUACGCGGCAUAAAUCAAACGAAAGCCGCAUGGGAAGUCGCAAAAGAAACUAAAAUAGAAGAAGAAAAAAAGAAAAUCCGCGAUUUGCUGAACCAACUCAAGCAAGCAUAUGACAAGAACAAGGAACAGAAAGCAGCAGAAAAGGAAAAGGAAAAGGAGCAGUUCCGACAAGCCUGGCAGAAGGCACUGGAGAAAUUUCAAGACAUUCAAGGAAAGCUUAACGACUCCAGCAAUGCUCAGAAAGAACGACGAAAGGAGAAGCUCGAAAGUAUGAGAUCUACUUUGAAUGAAAUCAAGGAAAUCAUCAGACAACAGCAGGCUGCACGCAAUCAGACACGCCAACAACGCCGUGAUGAGUUCGAAAAUCGUAUCAACCAGAUUAAAAACGAUCUUUCAGCCAAAAAAGACGACCUUGACGCUUUGGAAGAAGAGCUCAAACAGAAAUACGCGCAGUUCAUGGAAAAGCAGAACGAGCUGAAGGGAACGGUGCAGAGCGCACUGAAAGAAAGCGUCACCGCAUCUGUGGUCAUGGAAAUUGGAGAUAAGCUUCAGAAUACUUUGGACAAGACUGCACUGAAAGAGGCCUUGUCGCAAGCUGGAGCCGAGCAACAAAGCAAAGUUACAGCCGUGCCAAAAGCUACAGUAUUGGACGAGAUCACAGGGGUGUCUGCCUGGAUGACGGUAACAUGGAUUCUGUUGGCGCUCUGCAUUCUUUUGGGUAUCGCCCUGAUCGCGAUGAUUGUUUAUCAG
Molecule: messenger RNA, 771 nt
Organism: Ostertagia ostertagi
Lineage: Eukaryota; Metazoa; Nematoda; Chromadorea; Rhabditida; Trichostrongylidae
Source: the annotation of a GenBank genome assembly